AUGACAAAUGUCAUGAUUGUGAUACUCAUAGUUCUGUUCCCCUCCUACCAAGUAGGAUUCCACGAAGAAACAUAUCUGGUGUUAGGCUUAAUCAGUGCCGAUGUAUGCUGCUCGCUCCACUUCCCUGUACAAGUGGCUUCGCCGAAUUUCAUUCGGCCACCAGUCCAGUGGUUACUCGAAAUCCUUGUCGCCCACCUUCAAAAGAUUUGA
Molecule: messenger RNA, 210 nt
Organism: Necator americanus (New World hookworm)
Lineage: Eukaryota; Metazoa; Nematoda; Chromadorea; Rhabditida; Ancylostomatidae
Exons: 2
Coding region: 1-210 (69 amino acids)
Source: RefSeq, a predicted model, not a curated record